Solea senegalensis (Senegalese sole) is the source of this 2473-nucleotide messenger RNA. RefSeq names its product Yip1 interacting factor homolog A (S. cerevisiae) (gene yif1a). The transcript is spliced from 9 exons. The record is from RefSeq and is a predicted model, not a curated record. Lineage: Eukaryota; Metazoa; Chordata; Actinopteri; Pleuronectiformes; Soleidae. Gene Ontology annotation, biological process: endoplasmic reticulum to Golgi vesicle-mediated transport. The coding region runs from base 106 to 1032 and encodes 308 amino acids. Gene Ontology annotation, cellular component: Golgi membrane; COPII-coated ER to Golgi transport vesicle; endoplasmic reticulum-Golgi intermediate compartment.
GAACUGAACCAACCCCAGUGAAUGGGUGGGAUCUGUCCAACACUUCGAUAGCCACGUAGCUAGCUACCAGCGUUAGCUUCGCAGCUAACGUCAGCGGGCGUUACAAUGGAUUUGCCACAUCAGGGAUACCGAGCAUCUAAACAGAGGGGUCGUACCGCUCCCUCCACAGCAGAUUCUGUCCUUUUCGAUGAUACCAGCUCUGCAGCACCAGCAAUGAACAGUCAAGGAUACUACACUCCUGGGUACAAUAUGGCAGGACCCUCAAAUGACAUGCAGGGAGACGCUGGAGUGAACAACCUGUUUGCCGACCCAAUGGCAAAUGCUGCAAUGAUGUACGGCUCGUCCUUGGCCAACCAAGGAAAGGAUAUAGUAAACAAAGAGAUCGGAAGAUUCAUGUCUGUGAACAAGCUGAAAUACUUCUUUGCCGUCGAUACCCGAUAUGUACUGAAGAAACUCAUGAUCCUCAUGUUCCCAUAUACACAUCAGGACUGGGAAGUCCGUUACCACCGGGACACUCCACUAACUCCAAGGCAAGAUGUAAAUGCGCCUGAUCUUUACAUACCAACAAUGGCUUUCAUUACCUACAUUUUACUCGCUGGGAUGGCCCUCGGCAUCCAGAAAAGGUUCAGUCCAGAGGUUCUCGGUCUUUGUGCCAGCACUGCCCUCGUGUGGAUCAUCAUUGAGGUCUUGGUGUUGCUGCUGAGUUUGUACCUGAUGACUGUGCACAGCGACCUCUCCACCUUUGAUCUCAUCGCCUACAGUGGAUACAAAUACGUUGGGAUGAUCUUCACAGUGUUGUGUGGCUUACUGUUUGGCAGUGAUGGGUAUUAUGUGGCCCUCGCCUGGUCCUCUUGUGCCCUUAUGUUCUUCAUUGUUCGAUCUCUGAAGAUGAAGAUCCUUCCCUCUCUCUCCUCUGACACAAUGGGAACUGGAUCAAGUGCCAAACCUCAGUUCCGCCUUUAUAUCACCAUGGCCACUGCAGUCUUUCAGCCAAUCAUUAUAUACUGGUUAACCUCUCACUUGGUCAGGUGACCUCGAGGCAUUUAAUAACCCAAAAGUCCAUGUGUACUGGACCCAAAAAAACGUGGUUGUUGAAUAUUUGUACAAUGACCUUUAUACACUUUUGUCAGUACGUUCAGAACACAUGGAGACAGAGUUGAGCUGCAGCGUGUGUGCGGCAGCUCGUCAGAUGUCAAUAAUGCAGUUGUUUUAUUGAUUUAACAAGUGAGAGAGAAAAAUGCCUCCCUGGAAGACUCUUGUUUUACGCAACUCUGCCACCUGCUUAUUUUUGGCCACUGACAUUUGAAGACAAGGGAUUUAAUUUUGAUCAUAAAUUGGUUUCAGUUUGUGUUUUAUUAUUUACAGUAUAAAUUUACUGUCCGUGCUUUCCAGUAUAUACAUGUCACUGCCAGACAGAACACACACCACACACAGACAUGAUUCAAGAAGUACCUUUUUUUUGGUAUGGUAAUGUUGCUGCAUUACCUCCCCUCUCCUGUAAAGCCUUGUUUUUAUUUAUCUACAUUUGACAAAGCAUGGCAAUGUUUGGAACUUUUGUAGGGGAAAAAAAUAAAUAUAUUUAGCAUUGUUGGAUUCAGCUUUAACAGUUCGAGACAUGUUUUGUGGGUUUUUUUAUGCGUGUGAUUUCCUUUCCAUGCAACGUCAAUAUGCAGAUGUUUUUGUGAGAAUUACUGUUCUGAUUAUUUCUGUGGCGUUAUAUUUUGUGCAAAAAUAUUUCACAGGCCAAUUUAAUCAUUUAUACUUAAACCUUUUUAAAGGGAUUAAGUAUUUGUAACAAAUUUAUUUAUUCUGCAUAUAAUUGAGUUAUUGCACUUGUGAGUGAAGAUAUUUCAUUCAGAUAAAAGUGGCAGUACAACAGUGUCGAAAUAUAUUUACAGGUAAAAUUCAUGCUUUUAAAAUUAUUGUUACAUGCAUAUUGCAGGAAAUGGCACAAAACCAUGAGUAAAAAGCCAGUUUUAGUGACUUUCAUAAACAAUUCAGUAUAUUAUUUUUAUAGGGGAUGCAUGAUAUUGGACUUUUUGCUCAUGUGUCAGGAGUGCUUGGACACAUAAUCCAUACCAUAUCUACUAAUUUCCUUUUGCCUAACUGCAGAGAUCAUUGAGUCCCUUCUAGAGUGAAAGUAUCAUAUUUUUCAUACAUAUGUCGCAGCAGAUGUGGAUGUGAAGUACAUUUAUUGUGCAAAAUAAAUAAUCAUCAAAAAAUAAUAGCUGUAGGCGGUGCUAGCAUUGAAGUCGAGGAGGAUGCAGCUCUUUCAGCCUACUAUUUUAGUCAAUAGUCAUAUUGGUAGAUCUUGGCGUGUUUGCCGAUACCCGGUUACACAUUUUAUCUGCUUUAAAAUACCGAUAUUGUGCUGAUAAUAUUGUGCAUUCCUACAUUUUGAUAACUUGGGAUGAUCUUUUAUCACACUUCAGAUGAUGGUAACUAACAAGUCAAUAAUAAAUGGUAAAUGUUU